AUUUGUAAAAUUUCUUUUUAGAUUCAACAUGGAUUCAACCGACAACAACAACGCCAACAGCUUGUCCAGCCUCCCCGAGAUUCCAAUAACUCGAAUUUCUGCGAUCUCUGAUAAUGGAAGCCAACUGGAGUUCGACCAGCAAUUAUCCGGUUUCAUGAUGUUAAAUAAAGUAAACCUUAAAUACAUCGUGAAUUCGCGACAAGAGUUUUCUGAACAGCUGAUAGAAGCUAACCAAACUAUCAGCAUACUUCGCAAAAAACUUGCUGCAGCCGAAACAACACCGUCUACCAGUGGUAUCACCGACAUGGCUGUGCAUUAUAAAAUGUUGUCAGAUUUGGUCCAAGAGAAGCAAAACCUCGCAAAUCAACUUGCGAAACAUAGAAGGAGUUUACACCAGAAAAAACUGCUCAACAGCUUUUGAAAAAUGAAGAGGAAAUUGUUCACUUCAAAUCCGAAGCCACGAAAUUGAAGCAGAAAGCCGAUUCUUACGAAGCAGACUACUACUCGCUAUUAGAUGACUACAACUACACAGAAAAAUUGAAUCAUCGCACCCGCGAUCUUUUCAGACACAAAAUUUCUGAA
Leptopilina heterotoma is the source of this 582-nucleotide messenger RNA. RefSeq lists its product as uncharacterized. The coding region runs from base 29 to 421 and encodes 130 amino acids. The transcript has 2 exons. The record is from RefSeq and is a predicted model, not a curated record. Lineage: Eukaryota; Metazoa; Arthropoda; Insecta; Hymenoptera; Figitidae.